AUGUACAACGGCGAGGAAGGCGUGGAUGUAUUCUGGUUGACUGAUGGCGUUGGACUGUCAUGGGAGAGUCUUACGGACCAACAGAGGUGCGGACAUAUUGCCAGCAUUUCCAGCAUCAGCGCAAAACUUGGAGGCUUCGUUCAAGGCAACACCAUCCGCAUCACGCGCCCUUACGCCUACGUUCAAAAAGAAGUACGAGAAAUCGCUGCCGCUGCUCCUGAGGAUAUGUGCACCCAGUACGAUGCCGGAAUGGCAAUCUUCUACAAUUGGAACUGGAAAUGGGCGUUUUUCCUGCCAGCUUACAUGAAGCCCGACGACCUCAAAGAUAUGUCGGCCAAGGUUCUUGGCCUCCUCGUCGUCCUUUCCUCUUUCACUCAAGGUUCAGUACGCAAAGUGCGCGCCUAUGUCAUCGAAGCCGUCAAUGCGCGUCUCUCAAACUUCGAAGACGGUGAGAUUGACGAUCCGCUACUGCAGAAGGAGGAUAGCGAAAUCAAAGACCCAUUACUGCAAGAAAAAGAUAUCGUCCAUGUGAUUAGUACGCUUUACGACAAAGCAGGCAGUAUGUCAGCUAGGAUAGCGCCCGCUAAAGAGAAUAAGAACAAGGUCGGCAAAAAGCCGUACCGGAAGAGCAACGCCAAGAUCCGCAAGAAUGCGGUUAGAUUGGCCGCCUAUAACGAGAAGAAGACUGCUCUUGGUGAUGUGGCAGCGUAUGAGAUAGGUUCUCUCCCUACAGAAGGCAACUGA
Molecule: messenger RNA, 744 nt
Organism: Alternaria atra
Lineage: Eukaryota; Fungi; Ascomycota; Dothideomycetes; Pleosporales; Pleosporaceae
Exons: 3
Coding region: 1-744 (247 amino acids)
Source: RefSeq, a predicted model, not a curated record